AUGGUAAAUGUGACAACGGAUUACAGACACUACACACUUUUGAGACAUUCAGAGGCUAUAUUAUUAUCUAUCCUGGUGAAUACGGUUGACGAUCCUUUAGACGCCAUUCACAAAAUGUUGCCAGGCAGUGCGCUGAUCAAACUGAUGAGCUUGAGUGCUAACACCAAACCCAACCAAACAAAUGGAAGGCCGUCUACGUUGUACUGUAUGCAAGAACCGUCUUGUGAAGAACCUGCUCGUGUGAGCAUCACGCCUGCAGAAGUCGGAAGCUGGACUGUCGGAGGAUCCGAAGAGUGA
Opisthorchis viverrini is the source of this 297-nucleotide messenger RNA. RefSeq lists its product as hypothetical. The transcript is spliced from 3 exons. The record is from RefSeq and is a predicted model, not a curated record. Bases 1 to 297 code for a protein of 98 amino acids. NCBI's taxonomy places the organism in Eukaryota, Metazoa, Platyhelminthes, Trematoda, Opisthorchiida, Opisthorchiidae.